AUGGUGGAUUUCGAAUACGACAUGACGACAUGGAAGGAAGCCAAAGUCUGGAGUGGAGGUCCAGUUGAAGAGUGGGAGGUGCAGGGGAAAGAUGUGAAGAAGCCCGCGGUCUCGAUUCACCCACGUGACAUGAUGGACUACCACGGCCUAAGUAACAUGUGGCCUCGCGAGCUCUUCUCCAGAGCUGUGGCCCUGGGGGAAGACCAGUACCUCGAGGUCAUCAAACUGCAGGAAGAGCUGAAGUUCCAUUUCUACUACACUGGGCUCGACCCACUGGACGGGACAGAUGAUCCGAAGGAAUACUUGUGCUUGGUCGUUUACAGCAAAGCCAACUGGCCUGGCCUGAAAAAAGGCCUGCACCAGAUGGGCAUCGACAUCGAUGCCUCGCCGGAAGAAGCGGUAGACAAGGAUACGGAGGACCUUGCCAUCCAAAUGAUGCUUCGGGCAUCGGAUGCAUGGAUAACUUACUGCGAUCCCUGGAUGAAGCGUGAGUUCACAGAUGAUUCUGCCGUUCUCCAACCUGGCAACGUUUACAGAUUGCGAGAGGACGGGCUGAAAGAGAAACUUGGCCUUUAG
Molecule: messenger RNA, 576 nt
Organism: Symbiodinium necroappetens
Lineage: Eukaryota; Dinophyceae; Suessiales; Symbiodiniaceae
Source: the annotation of a GenBank genome assembly